CACCCCCGGUUGCCUAGUCUUCAAAUUUACAGGCAUUACGCACGCUUUUUGAGAGAGCCAGGAUGUGCCACACGUACCUUUAGAAGGCUCAUCAGGUCCACCAACGGAAAACUUUUUAGUCGUCCUUCAGCAGUACCAGCACGGCAACAAUGAAGGGCACCAUCGCCGUUUUCCUGGCGUUGGCAAUUUCAACUCUUGGCAUGCCCAAGAAAGACAGCAAAUCUGGAAAGUUCAUCGAUUUUGACAUCGACCCAGAGGUUGAGGAACAAGCGUCGCUUGGUGAGCAAACUAGGAAGGAUUUGAAGCAAGUUUCCGGAAUAAUGUUGGAGCAAGUCGGAUUUCCCUUCCUUUCGUGGCCAGCAGGAGACUUUUUAAAAGACGCGGCAAAGACGAUCUUUGGACUAGGAAGGAGAGAUAAAUCGGAUCAGGGAGACAAGCCUGUCGGAGACGAGGAAGUUGAUUCAAAUCAGACUCCUAAACAAGAAGAAUUAAGCAAAGUGAAGAGGGCGAAAUUAAAAAAUGCUUGAUUUGUAACUAAAUUGAAUAAAAUUGCAAGCA
This is a messenger RNA of Neocloeon triangulifer, 558 nucleotides long. RefSeq lists its product as uncharacterized. The transcript is spliced from 3 exons. NCBI's taxonomy places the organism in Eukaryota, Metazoa, Arthropoda, Insecta, Ephemeroptera, Baetidae. The record is from RefSeq and is a predicted model, not a curated record. Bases 150 to 527 code for a protein of 125 amino acids.